This is a messenger RNA of Symbiodinium pilosum, 1435 nucleotides long. NCBI's taxonomy places the organism in Eukaryota, Dinophyceae, Suessiales, Symbiodiniaceae. The record is from the annotation of a GenBank genome assembly.
AUGGAAACUCAACAAGGGCGAGUUGGUGGCCGAACUGGGCAAGCUCAACAUCAUGGUGAACCCUCGCUGGACCGUGCUGGAGCUUCGCCAUGUGCUGACACAGGAGUUGAAAGCCAGGAAGUGGCGAGUAUGAACCUGUCAGAACUUCGGAGCGAGGCCACCCGCCUGGGGAUCUCCUACACCAUGAAGGACACAAAGGCCCUGCUCACCCUCCGCAUCCGCGACACCACCUGCCCGGACAAGACGUUGAUGACACUGGUACGGUUCCAAGGCAUCAUGUACAAGGACAUCCCAAAGGGCUAUGCCGAUUGGACCGUGCGGGAGAUGGAAGCCAAUCGGGACAACAUACAUCCCGACCUCCUUCGCUUUGCGCUCUGGCAUCAGGAUCGAAUGAAGGCCGAAGCCCAAGGCUACUCGUACCAGGGCAAGCGCCUGGAUCAAUGCGAGGCCGAGGCGACGAUUCCUCCGCCACCUGUGUCAGAGACCGGAACCUCGGCGAGUUGGACGGUGACACAUGGAGAAGAUCUACACCAACAAGUCCCACGGAAGACACCCGGCACUACCAGGCGGAGAUCCGAGUUGACUUCGAUCGCGACCUCGAGCACCGAGAAGGACCGCAUCUCCAAGGACGAGGACGACGACCCAACUCGACCGAUCCCCCCGAAGACCCACGGCUCUACCAGGCGCCGCGCCGAGACGACGACUCCCGCAACAACGAGGAUGGAUCAGGAUGUGCCCGAAGUUGUGAAGCGGGAAAUUCAGGACCUGGAGACACGCCUGGCACUUCUGCGAGAUGACGACGAGUUCUACGACGCCGAGGACGGGGACGACACCGCCCCCACCGUGCUGGGCGACCAGAAGCCCCAGGACCUGCUCAGCCACGUCAUUCCAGAGUAUGACGAGGCGAACACGCAGGACUUCAAUGGCGACCAGACCGAGCUCUAUCCCCAGGUGAACCUCCAUAACGCGGGCCAGGAGUAUGAUAAGGCGAACCUCCAGGACUUCAAGGGCGACCAGACCGAGCUCUACCCCCAGGCGAACCCCGACAGCGCGAAUCAUCACCAUGGCAACGGCCAUUUUGAAGAGCAGCUUCGUCAGGACUCGUCCUCCCACGACAUGCACUACGAGCACCACGUUUCCGAAUCUCUUCGGACCAUGAAUCCUUUUGCGGAGGAGUCACCUGACGACCACCUCAACGCGGAGAACCAUGUCAAUCCUUUUCUCUCCAACAAUGAGGUGAAGAAUUCGACGUUCCCUUUGCCAUUGCCUGAGGCGUUCAUCAUGGCAAAGGCCGGACAACUUCUUGAAGAACCUGAACCAGAUGAUGGGGAGCUGGUCGCCAAGAGACAUCUACUUGCUAACCGGCUACAAGUUGACGACCUCGAACGAGUGCUACAAGCACAAAGGCUACCACCUGCCCGAGGUACCCGCAACC